Zasmidium cellare ATCC 36951 is the source of this 852-nucleotide messenger RNA. RefSeq lists its product as uncharacterized. Lineage: Eukaryota; Fungi; Ascomycota; Dothideomycetes; Mycosphaerellales; Mycosphaerellaceae. The transcript has 2 exons. Bases 1 to 852 code for a protein of 283 amino acids. The record is from RefSeq and is a predicted model, not a curated record.
AUGGCGCAGGUCGUUGGAAAGUAUGCAGCGAACAAGUUCCUCAAGAAACAGAUGAAGGGGUACGAAGGAAAGAAAGUCGAGACCGGCGAUGAUCCGUACUUUGCCAUGGUCGAAGAUCCCAAGCGACCUGGCAAGCUCAAGAAAGUCAAGAAGCAGAUUCCAGCCUACAUCCCCGAGCACGACGCCAUGAUACUCGCCUCUGUCCGUCGCAAAGCCUACCGCCUCGACAUGUGUCUCUUCAACUUCUUGGGCAUACGAUUCGGGUGGGAGGCCGUGAUUGGACUUAUUCCAGUGGCCGGGGACGGUAUUGGGGUGUUCUUCGCUCUGCUGGUCAUGAAAAAGGCAAUGCAAGUCGAAGGAGGGCUGGACAACUCGAUCAAGCUGCGUAUGUUGAUCAACAUCGCCCUGGACUUCAUUGUUGGGCUGGUUCCCCUCAUUGGCGACCUGGCAGACGCGGCAUUCAAGUGCAACACCAAGAACCUUCGCCUACUGGAAGUCACGCUCGACAAGAAGUACAAGCCUAGGAACUUGCAUCCAGACGAGCGAGACCUCGUUGGUGUAGAUAAGGAGAAGCGUCGACAAAACCGACAAUCGGGCAUCUACGCACCUCAAGACCCACCACCUGCCACUGCAUUCGAAGACUUCAGCGAUGAGGAAGAAGAACGCAUCCGUGCUGCCGAACGUCAGGCCUCCGGUCGUGUACAAGAACCCAGACCCACGCGAGCUCCUGAAGAUCGGCGAGGCGGAGGCGGGUGGUUCUCUAGCGUCAAGCAGGGUAGCAGGCGAGAGCAAAGACCACAGAAUGAGAUGCGGGAGGCUCGUCGUCAGGAGACGGGUCAAGUGCGGCGAUAA